AUGAGUCGCCGCCCAGGUGAAGUCAACUACGCUGAGCUUGAGGCUGGAAACUUCUCUGACGAUUCCUCCGAUGACGGAUACGUCAACAAGCAGAAGGACGAUGAUGUCAGCUACGGUGCUCCUAGAAAGAGAAGACCUAAGGCAGCAGCCUCUGGUGAUCCAGGCGCCAGCUCCGCCAAUCCGGCCAAGAAGAAGAGGGCUCAGGACUUCAUGGAGCGAGCCAAGACUGAACUUGAAGACACCCACUUCUCUGAUGAAGAAAUGAUUGAAUUGACCCCAGAUAUUCCCCCUGAUUACAUUCCCGACGCCGUUUCCCGGGCCUUUGGCAAAACUGACUUCUCCUACCUCAAGUUGAAGCCUGAUCAUUUCUCACGCCCACUUUGGAUAUCCCCCAACGACGGAAGGAUCAUCUUAGAAUCGUUCUCCCCGUUGGCUGAACAAGCACAGGACUUUUUGAUCACCAUUGCCGAGCCAAUCUCCAGACCUUCACAUAUCCACGAGUACAAGAUCACAGCAUAUUCACUCUACGCAGCAGUUUCCGUGGGUCUUGAAACAGAAGACAUCAUUUCCGUGCUUAACAGAUUAUCCAAGGUGCCAGUGGCAGAUUCCAUCGUUCGGUUUAUCAGAGAUGCUACCGUCAGUUACGGUAAAGUCAAGUUGGUCUUGAAGGAUAACAGAUACUUCGUCGAAAGCACACAAGCAGAUAUUUUACAGAUGCUUCUUAAAGACCCUAUUUUGGGGCCUUUGAGAAUUCAGUUCUCGGAGGGCUCAAACAAUGGAUUGGUUCAGUCAGCUGCCCCCAACCAGGGAGACUUACAAAUCCCAGGAACGAGCAAGGACAAGACAGCAGAACAGUCGAAAGAAGACAAUAUAUUUAAUUCAGUCAUAGGAAAGGAAGACGGCGAGGAAGAUGACGAUAUAGAUACUGUCCACUCGUUCGAGAUAUCCCACGAAUCGGUGGAAAUUGUCAAGAGAAGAUGUCAAGAAAUCGAUUAUCCGGUUUUAGAAGAGUACGAUUUCAGAAACGAUAGCAGAAACCCCAACCUCGAGAUCGACUUGAAGCCUUCCACCCAAAUCAGACCCUACCAGGAAAAGUCUCUUUCGAAGAUGUUUGGUAAUGGACGUGCCAGAUCGGGAAUUAUCGUGUUACCUUGCGGUGCCGGGAAGACUUUGGUUGGUAUCACGGCUGCAUGCACCAUUCGUAAAUCCGUUAUUGUGUUGUGUACGUCUUCGGUGUCUGUUAUGCAAUGGAGACAACAAUUCUUGCAAUGGUGUACUAUCCAGCCAGAAAACGUGGCCGUUUUCACUUCUGAAAAUAAGGAAAUGUUUACCAGUGAGUCGGGGUUGGUUGUUUCGACAUAUUCAAUGGUGGCCAAUACCAGAAAUAGGUCACACGAUUCUCAGAAAGUCAUGGAUUUCCUUCGUUCGAGAGAAUGGGGUUUCAUUAUUCUUGAUGAGGUUCACGUGGUUCCAGCUGCCAUGUUUAGAAGAGUGGUCACUACCAUCGCUGCGCACGCGAAGUUGGGGCUCACAGCUACCUUAGUCAGAGAGGACGAUAAAAUUGAAGAUUUGAAUUUCUUGAUUGGUCCAAAGUUGUACGAGGCCAACUGGAUGGAUUUGGCUCAGAAGGGACACAUUGCCAAUGUUCAGUGUGCAGAGGUUUGGUGUCCAAUGACCUCCGAAUUUUACCAGGAAUACUUAAGAGAAUCUGCUCGUAAGAGAAUGCUUUUGUACAUUAUGAAUCCUACCAAGUUCCAGGCAUGCCAGUUUUUGAUCCACUACCACGAAAAGAGAGGUGACAAGAUCAUUGUUUUCAGUGACAAUGUCUAUGCAUUGCAAGAAUAUGCUUUGAAGUUGGGUAAGCCAUUUAUUUUCGGCUCUACUCCUCAGCUGGAAAGAAUGAAGAUUUUGCAAAAUUUCCAACACAACGAUCAAAUCAACACAAUCUUCCUCUCAAAGGUUGGUGACACUUCUAUCGAUUUGCCAGAAGCUACCUGUUUGAUUCAGAUUUCUUCCCAUUAUGGUUCUAGAAGACAAGAAGCUCAAAGAUUAGGUAGAAUCUUGAGAGCUAAAAGAAGAAACGACGAGGGUUUCAAUGCAUUUUUCUACUCAUUGGUUUCCAAGGAUACCCAGGAAAUGUACUACUCUACUAAAAGACAAGCUUUCUUAGUCGAUCAAGGUUAUGCUUUCAAAGUCAUUACUCAUUUAAGUGGAAUGGAACAAUUACCAGACUUGGCGUAUGCCUCAGCUAGAGAAAGAAGAGAAUUGUUACAGCAAGUUCUCUUGAAGAACGAGAGCGCUGCUGGUGUGGAGAUUGGAGAUGAUGUUGACACCAACUUUAUUUCUAAGAAAGACAGAAUGAAAAUGGAGCAGUCCAGCGCUACUAGACAAGCCGGAUCCUUGGCUGGUUUGGCAGGUGGUGAGGAUAUGGCUUAUAUCGAGUACAGCAAGAACAAGAACAAGGAGUUGAGAGAGCUGAAAGAGCACCAUCCAUUGAUCCAAAAGAUGUACUAUAAGAAAAAGCAUUAA
This is a messenger RNA of Suhomyces tanzawaensis NRRL Y-17324, 2529 nucleotides long. RefSeq names its product TFIIH/NER complex ATPase/helicase subunit. Gene Ontology annotation, biological process: transcription initiation at RNA polymerase II promoter; nucleotide-excision repair. Gene Ontology annotation, cellular component: nucleotide-excision repair factor 3 complex; transcription factor TFIIH holo complex; transcription preinitiation complex. The transcript has a single exon. Bases 1 to 2529 code for a protein of 842 amino acids. Gene Ontology annotation, molecular function: ATP binding; hydrolase activity; 3'-5' DNA helicase activity. Lineage: Eukaryota; Fungi; Ascomycota; Pichiomycetes; Serinales; Debaryomycetaceae. The record is from RefSeq and is a predicted model, not a curated record.